Messenger RNA from Arabidopsis thaliana (thale cress), 1287 nucleotides. RefSeq names its product basic helix-loop-helix (bHLH) DNA-binding superfamily protein. Lineage: Eukaryota; Viridiplantae; Streptophyta; Magnoliopsida; Brassicales; Brassicaceae. Gene Ontology annotation, biological process: regulation of DNA-templated transcription. The transcript has a single exon. Gene Ontology annotation, cellular component: nucleus. The record is from RefSeq and is marked reviewed. Gene Ontology annotation, molecular function: protein dimerization activity; transcription cis-regulatory region binding. The coding region runs from base 369 to 992 and encodes 207 amino acids.
AUCGCUCAGCAUUUUGACUAUUAAAGGGCAUAAUUUUGGAGCUUCAUGCCAAGGCAAAAAGAUAAAGAACAAUCACAUGAAUGACAAAAGAUUAAAAACAAAAGAUUUUUAACUAAUGAAAAAAAACACAAAAAACAAAUACCGGUAAAUAAGGGCAAAAGUGGAAUUAAGUGUUAUAGCUCCGCUGGCGAUUGGCAGAGAUAUAAAAACUGAUCUCUCUCCAUUCAUCUUCUCUUGUUUCUAACUAGUCACAUUGAGAGAGAGAGAGAGAGAAAGAGAGACUCUCAGAAUCUGAAGAAGAAGAAGAGAUUGUUGUUUUUGCCUUUUAUCAUCGGUUUCUUUGAAUCUCUGGUUUUAAAUCGGAUUUAAUGGUGGAGUCUCUGUUCCCGAGCAUCGAAAACACAGGUGAAUCGUCUCGAAGAAAGAAGCCGAGGAUAUCAGAGACGGCGGAGGCGGAGAUAGAGGCACGACGUGUCAACGAAGAAAGCUUGAAGAGAUGGAAAACGAAUCGUGUGCAACAGAUCUACGCUUGUAAGCUCGUCGAAGCUUUACGCCGAGUUCGUCAGAGAUCUUCCACCACCAGCAACAACGAGACCGAUAAACUCGUCUCCGGCGCGGCGAGGGAGAUACGUGAUACGGCGGAUCGAGUUCUAGCUGCGUCCGCUCGUGGUACGACUCGGUGGAGCAGAGCGAUUUUAGCGAGUCGCGUCCGAGCGAAGCUGAAGAAACAUAGAAAGGCGAAAAAGUCAACGGGAAAUUGUAAAUCGAGAAAAGGUCUCACGGAGACGAAUCGGAUUAAGUUACCGGCGGUUGAGAGAAAACUGAAGAUUCUUGGCCGUUUGGUUCCUGGUUGCCGGAAAGUCUCUGUACCGAAUCUUUUAGAUGAAGCGACCGAUUACAUCGCAGCGUUAGAGAUGCAGGUUCGAGCCAUGGAGGCUCUCGCCGAACUUUUAACCGCAGCCGCACCACGGACGACGUUGACCGGAACUUAACGGCGGCAGUUAGUUUGUCAGUUGUUAAUUAGCUUUUCUUUUACCUUUUUACCCCUUUAUUUUGGCUUCAAGUGUUUUUUUUUUCUCGUCGACGCGAUUUUAAUUUAUUAAAUUCAUGUAUUUUAUUUGUAUACAUCAUCACUUCUUUUUUUUUGUAUCCAUUUUGAUCUUUCUUUGUUUUUUCGUUAGAUAAUCAAAGUUAUCUAAACAAUAACAACAACAAAAUGCCAACUAAUGUCGAUUCCAAAAAUUGUUUAACGCUUUAAAAAAAAAUUAGACCUACAAAUUAAAGAAA